UGUGUAAAUAGAAACAGAAAUAGAACAUAGAAAAAAAAAAAUUAUGUCAAAUUAUUUCAAUCAUUCAAUGGUGACAAAUUUUCUUCGUUAUGGAAUCAUUUCCAUAAUGAUCAUCAUUUUAUUCAUUCGUUUAAUACGAUUCAUAUUCGAAUGGUUCAAAUUGAAAUCAUUUAUCGAUAAAUUUGAUGGUGUAACAUUUCCAUUGUGGCAAAUAACUCUUGGACAUUUGUAUUUGAUUCUUAUUAAAAAUUCCACAAAAGAAACAUUGGUGGAUGCAUAUUUUCGAAUCGUUCUUAGUUUCACCGAACUUUUCAAUCAUACAACAACAAAAAUAUGGUUUUCAUUCGUACCAACCAUUAUUAUUCAUCGGGCUGAUUGUGCUGAGAAAGUAUUAUCCAGUAAUAAUACAUUUUUAGAUAAAGAUCAAUAUUAUGAAAUGCUCAAACCAUGGCUACAAGAAGGACUGUUGACCAGUGGAUCGGAUAAAUGGCGUUCAAGACGAAAAUUAUUGACACCAACAUUUCAUUUUAAUAUAUUGGAACAAUUUCUACCGAUUAUGAAUGAACAGGCUAAUAUUCUUUCCAAUAUAAUUAAAGAUAAUCAAAUGAAAUCGGUGAACAAUUAUCUGAAUAUUGUACCAUUGAUGACCAAUGCCACGUUGGAUGUUAUCUCGGAAACGGCAAUGGGUGUGAAAAUUGGUUCACAACUUGACAGGAAUCGUGAUUAUGUCGAUACAGUUACAAGAGUUUCAGCUACUGUUUUGAAACGAAUGAUACUACCUUGGCUACGAUACAAUUUUAUCUAUUUCAAUCUAUUCACUGAAGGACGUCAACAUCGUCAAGAUAUUAAUCUGGUUCAUCAAUUCACAAUGAAUGUGAUUAAAGAACGUAAAAAUGAAAUUCUUAGCCAGAAGAAAAAAAGAGAAGAAAAUGAAAUUAACGAUUCAAAUGAUUUAGAUCAUCAACAUGGUCAUCAUCGUCGUCGUCGUUUAGCAUUCAUGGAUCUAUUGAUCGAGCAACAUUUGAAAGAUCCAAAACAAUUUACCGAAUCGAAUAUUCGUGAAGAAGUGGAUACAUUCAUGUUUGAAGGCCAUGAUACAACGGCAAUGUCAUUGAUAUGGACAUUACAUUUGAUCGGCAAUCAUCCGGAUAUUCAGGAUCGUGUACAUAAAGAAAUUGACGAAAUACGUCAACAAUCUUUUGAUGAUCAAGAAUUUUCUACAAUCAAUUGGUCAAUGGAUCAAUUACGACAGAUGAAAUUUCUGGAAGCCUGUAUAAAAGAAUCAUUACGAUUAUAUCCAUCAGUUCCAAUGAUUACACGUUACACCCAUAAAGAUAUGGAAAUUGAACCCGGUCUUAUCAUACCAAAAGGAACAUCUGUUGCCCUAGUACUUUAUAAAAUUCAAAGAGAUCAAAAAUAUUUCCAACAACCAGAACGCUACAUACCGGAUCGUUUUAUCGAAGAUUCUGAACAUUAUUGUGGCCGUAUGAAUCCAUUUGCUUUUGUACCAUUUUCAGCCGGACCACGUAAUUGUAUUGGACAGAAAUUUGCAUUGCAAGAGGAGAAAAUCGUGUUGGCCACAUUAUUAUCUAAUUAUAAAAUCAUAUCUGGUGAUUUGAUUGGCAACAUUGCACUUAAUGCAGCAUUAAUAUUAAGACCAAAAUCAUCGGUUAAUAUUCAUUUCAUAUAUCGUCAUAGUCAUUACCAUACAUGAGAGCAAAAAAUAAUGUUUUUUGGUUUUUUCAUAUAUGACUGAAAAUAUAAAAACAAAAAUUGAUUACAAAAUUAAAA
This is a messenger RNA of Dermatophagoides farinae (American house dust mite), 1791 nucleotides long. Its product is annotated as cytochrome P450 4V2-like. Gene Ontology annotation, molecular function: monooxygenase activity; iron ion binding; heme binding. NCBI's taxonomy places the organism in Eukaryota, Metazoa, Arthropoda, Arachnida, Sarcoptiformes, Pyroglyphidae. The record is from RefSeq and is a predicted model, not a curated record.